Messenger RNA from Dovyalis caffra, 225 nucleotides. Lineage: Eukaryota; Viridiplantae; Streptophyta; Magnoliopsida; Malpighiales; Salicaceae. The record is from the annotation of a GenBank genome assembly.
AUGAUUUUUUUAUCAGACCUAACUGGUUUCCCCAGAGCAUUAUCUAUGGUUAUCCGACCAGGUAGUAAAGCGCUUAGGGAUAGAAAAAUGACAUCGUGGGAUCCGCUUGAGUUAGCUUUGAAACCUGGGUUGUUCUUGGCAAUUUUCAAAGUCCAAAGAAAUGACUUGUCGUAUUCAGAUGAGACAGAACCCACCCACAACGACCCUGAUCAUAAGCUGGCGUAA